UAUUGUAUCGGUUAUGUGCGAUAAUCUUGAAAUUCCAUCACUAAUUAUUAUCAAAAACAAAAAAUUAUAUUGUGAUUGCAACAGAGUCUAUUUCCAAAAUGACCGAUCCAAACGCACCCAGAGGAGCCUUAAGCUUACAGAAUGUACUGAAAUAUACGGUGCAACACCACGAUCCAAAUCCAGAUGCAGCCCCAAAGCUGGAAACAUCCGAUCCUGAGAGAGCCCAGUUUUUGGCCAAUGCCCUAAAUGCCAUGACAGUGGAUGCUGCGGCGGCUCUAAAAGCAGCUUUAGUGAUCUUGAAUAGCGAAGAGGCCAGCACGGACGACCAAAUCGAAAGCCUGGAUGUCAUAAGGAGCCACAUCGAUGACAUCGACAAUGCCAUAACGCUGGUGAAGCUCGGAGGAACCGCAACUCUACUCCGUUACAUAACUCAUUCAGAUAGCGAAGUUAGGGAGUCGGCACUCAAUACUGUCGCUGAAGUGGCGCAGAAUAAUGUAUUUUGCCAGAACGCCCUCAUAAGUGAUAAGUUUCUCCCUGCACUUGCAAAGAAUUUGAGCCAUUCAACCCCGAACACCGUGCGGUGCUCCUUGUAUGCGAUAUCAUCGCUGAUAAGGAACUUUCAGCCUGGCUACGAGGAGUUUAAACGCAUAAAGGGUAUCAGGUCCUUGAUACCCUGUCUCAAGUCCACAAAUCUGAAUGUCUACGUGAAGACAGCAUUUCUUAUUGCAUCAUUAACUUCAAUCGAGAAGUCUGUCAGAGAUGAUUUUGUAAAGGAAGACGUGUUUCCUGUGCUAGUGGAAAACCUAAAGCCUGUGGAAGACUUUGACAUCAAACAAGAAACAACUCUUUUUGCACUUUCGUCACUUUCCCGGGAAUCGGAGUUAAAACUCUCUACGGAAAAACGAGAGGAAAUCCUGUCGAAACUUGAACAAAUUAUUUCGAAAAACAAACAGUCGGAAACAUGUGAAGACAUGGUUAAUUAUGCAAGAAAUAUUGUGGACAACUUAAGUGCACAUUAAAAACAAAUCGAUUUUUCACGUACAUAAAUUAUAAGUUAAAUAAAAAGGACUUUG
Molecule: messenger RNA, 1073 nt
Organism: Drosophila erecta
Lineage: Eukaryota; Metazoa; Arthropoda; Insecta; Diptera; Drosophilidae
Product: hsp70 nucleotide exchange factor fes1
Exons: 5
Coding region: 99-1019 (306 amino acids)
Source: RefSeq, a predicted model, not a curated record